ACCCCGGUCUUGGCGGGAACGCCUGCAGAGAUGGGCCGACGCGUUAGCAAGCCCAAUGUGCGCUUAAGUGGCAGCGAGUGGGUGUGAUUCGUGCCUGCGUGCACAGCCAGGGCCCAGCCCAUGUAAUAGCGAUCCGCUUAAAUACUCGAGCGAGAGAGAGCUGGAGAAUCAUCGAUCAACUUGUAUCCUAAACCUUACUCCUCUCGCAAGUAAUCUGUCCUCCGAUCACCACAUUCCGUGUUCAUUCCUCUGUUCUUCUCCUUUCUCUGCUUCUUCCCCGUCUCCCACGCUAACAAUUGGUAUCAGCUUCCUCCGAUCCUCGGCCUCCCUCCACUACCCGGAUCUGCUUUGGUCCUUCUCGAGUUCUUCUAGCGGCAAUUCGUCCGAUCCUGGAGUCCCAAGCUUCUCACGCCCACUUUACGCGUUUCCAACGCCGUCUCGGUGCUUGAAUCCCGACACCAAGCUGAUCCUGGCCGAGCUCGCCAAGCGCUUCUCCGAGCAGCAGGCCAACUUCGACAAGCGGCUCGACGACCUCGACACCAAGCUCCAGCGCCAGAUCCAGGGCCUGGAGACCGCCCAAGGCACGCGGAUUCAGGUCGUCCAGUCUGUGGCGGCUUCCCUCGAGGAGUGGCGACCAGGCGUCGACGGCACGGUCGACGACAUCCGCCUCGAGGUCGGCAAGCUGACCGAGCAUUGGGAGCGCGCCCUCCGUGACGGAAAGAGCGGGGAACCUCCACUCUUCGCCGUGCCGAUCCCGGCCGCUGCCGGAUCCGCCACCGAAUUGCCCAACGGGCACCGCGUCGACAUGCUUAACCGGGAGGGUGACCACGGGGUCGUCACGACCAUGGUGCAUCCCCCGGGCAACGGUACAUUGUCCGUCCCUCCUACCCCAUUUCCCCUACCACAGCCGAGUCGUCUUGAUUCCCGCAGUUCUACCUUCGGUUCUCGGAGUCACUAUGUCGGGAAGUUUCCUAAGAUGAAUUUUCCCAGUUUUGAUGGCCAGCAACCCAAGUUGUGGAUCCAUCGCUGUACUGAUUAUUUUGACUUGUUUGAUAUUGAUUCUAGUAUGUGGGUGCGUUUGGCCGCCAUGAGUUUUACAGAUGCAGCAGCACACUGGCUUCAGUCAGUUGAAAAACAGACCCGUACCUGCUUUUGGUCUGAAUUCACUGAUUUGGUUCUAGAUCGCUUUGGUAGGGACCAUCAUGAGUUGUUGAUCCGGCAGCUGCUUCACAUUAAGCAGACCGGUACUGUCCUAGAGUAUAUUGAUAGAUUUUCAUCUAUUGUUGAUCAGUUAGCAGCCUAUGAGUCCCAGUCUGACCCUCUGCAUUAUACUAUGAGGUUUAUCGAUGGCCUGAAAGAGGAGUUUCGAUCAGCUAUUUUACUCCAUCGUCCAAAUUCUCUCGAUACUGCCUUUGUUCUUGCCCAAUUGCAGGAGGAAGUAUAUGAUCCUGGCAAGCGUAAAGAACCUAAGAAGCCGGAUUUCUCUUUUGUGCCGAAAGUUACUCACAAGCCUGUGUAUUCGUUGCCAAGCCCCCCUGCCAAGUCUGACAAACCGACGCAAGACCUUGAGGCGAAGAAAACAGCCGGUUCUGCUGAGGAAAAGUGGCAAGCCCUCCGUCGUUUCAGACGUGCCAAGGGCCUUUGUGAAAAGUGUGCUGCUAAAUGGUCCAGAAAUCAUGUGUGUGCAGAUUCAGUGCAGCUGCAUGUUAUCCAGGAAUUAUUGGAUAUGUUCGAUGACAACGAGCAGUCCUCUCAACUCAGGGACGAAACUCAGCAUCAGGAUCAGUUAUUUCUCACUCUCUCAGUGGCUGCUCUUUCAGAUGUGCCUGCUCCCCACACUCUUUGUUUGUCAGGUCACAUUUAGGGACACCCUGUAGCCAUUCUGGUCGACUC
Panicum virgatum (switchgrass) is the source of this 1893-nucleotide messenger RNA. RefSeq lists its product as uncharacterized. The record is from RefSeq and is a predicted model, not a curated record. Bases 806 to 1864 code for a protein of 352 amino acids. NCBI's taxonomy places the organism in Eukaryota, Viridiplantae, Streptophyta, Magnoliopsida, Poales, Poaceae. The transcript has a single exon.